GCUCACGAAAGCUUAUGCUCAAAUAAAUUUGUUAGUCUCUAAGGUGCCACAAGUACUCCUUUUCUUUUUGAUUUGGGUAGUAGAUGGUUGCAUUUGUGGCCCUGUGGUGGGGUAUACAAAGCCCACGCUGGCCCAGGAAUGGUUAGAGAGAGCUUGAGAGCUCCAGCUCGUAUACCUGGAGAGGGCAUAGUCAGGUUGAGGGAGGAACUCAAAAGAAAGAGUAUAUGACAAUCUCCUGGGAGGAGAGGCUGUAUAGGGAAGGGUGGGGAGUUGGGAGAAAGGUAUAGCUGCAGGAGACAGGAUUAGCUAUGUAGUGAGCCCAGUGAAGGGGCAGUACUCAAAGGAAGUUUCUCUCAGGAGAUUGAGUCACAGGGAAAAACUUUUUUGGUUUUGUUUUGGUUGUGUCUUGUUUACUAUAAUCAGGCUAAGGAUUUCUUGUCACCUUGGUUAUGUGAAAAGGAAGUGUUACCUCUAAAAGAAUUAAAUUAGCCCUGGUCUACACUACAGAAUUAGAUUGAUGCAAGGCAGUUUACGUCAACCUACCUCUGUAAACGUCUACACUAAUAUGUUGCUCCCGCUAAUGUAACUUAACCAUUAUGCCAACUUAAUAACUUGACCUCCACAAGAGGCGUAGCACUUAGGUCAAUGUAGUUAAAUUCCAUUACCUGUUUGCACUGCGUGGAGAGCUCACAUAGCAACUGCCCAGGUGACCAUGCCAGCUCCACGUAGCAAACGCCCUCCUACCUGGAGUACACAGAGGUGGUGGAUCUCCUGGGUUUGUGGGGGAAAAAGACUGUGCAGGUAUAGCUCUGAUCCAGCAGUAGAAAUGUCAAUAUCUAUGAGCAGAUCGCUCAGGACAUGGGGAGAAUGGCUACAACAGGGAUAUGCAGCAGUGCACGUGAAAAUCAAAGAGCUGCAGCAGGUGUACCAGAAGGCAAAGGAGGCUAACAGUCAUUCUGGAGUGGAGCUGAAAACAUGUUGCUUCUACAAGAGACUACGUGCCAUCCUUUGGGGAGGCCCAACUGCCAAGAGCCCUGUGGAUACUUCGGGGGGGCCCCUGUAGUGCACAGUGACGAGGAGGUGUUGGAUGAGGAAAUGGAGGAGGAGUAUGCGGAACAGGUGACUGGUGGAUUCAGUGGUGUGGCAAGGCAGGAACUCUUUCUGAUGCUGGAGCAGUCGAGCCAGUCCCUACCAUACAGCACUGGCAAGCCUGAUGUAGAGGAAGGAACUUCUGCUGGAAAUGUGGCUUUGAGGGGUCUUGCCAUCCAUACCAGUGGAGUGGCUCAGCCAGAUAAGGAGGAAAAGAAAGAGAGUAUGGGACGAUAUGUUCCAAGAGAUCCUGCAAGCCUCUGCUGGGAGGAGCACCCUUCUGGACAGAAUGGGAAAGGAGAGUGCGGAGAGGAGAAACGUGCUGCAAAAGGACAGAUGCAACAAGACGUGACAGUGCUUCUCAAGACGGGACGGACAUGCUGGAGACUCUUACAGACCUUCUGGUCUAAGUCACCUGAUGUGGUCGUCUCCCACUGCAGCCUAUCGAUAACUGCAUUCUGGGACCUCCCUACCCAUCCCACCCACCCCAUAUGUUCCAGGGCUGCUGCAGUACUGCUACCCCUCCAUCCUGAGGAAAGAGUACAGACAAUCACAGCUGCACAUACUCUGACCUGAGAGAGAGACUGUUGGUUUAUUGUUUGAAAUGAGAACGAAUGUUCUUUCCCUUUCAAAGGUUCUUUUCCCUGUAUUUAUAUAGUUUUAUUCAAUUACAAUUGUUUUUGUUUGCAUAUGUUUGGAAUAAAAGUUUAUUUAUGGAAAA
Molecule: messenger RNA, 1810 nt
Organism: Dermochelys coriacea (leatherback sea turtle)
Lineage: Eukaryota; Metazoa; Chordata; Testudines; Dermochelyidae
Exons: 2
Coding region: 976-1665 (229 amino acids)
Source: RefSeq, a predicted model, not a curated record